AUGUCUUGUCCCAAACGCGAAAUAGCCUGUCCAGAUGAGUAUGUUGGUCUAAACAGAAUGAUUGCCGACAAGUUUGCUUAUCGGAGUGCAACCCAAGGAUAUGAGUAUCUCCGCACUCGGUUACCCUUUGUUUACAACAGACUUGCGGAAGGCGGGGUUCACUUGGCCGCAACUCUUAACCGUAUCUUUGAUGCAAAACCUAAGCUCGCUAGUGCAUGA
This is a messenger RNA of Microthlaspi erraticum, 219 nucleotides long. The record is from the annotation of a GenBank genome assembly. Lineage: Eukaryota; Viridiplantae; Streptophyta; Magnoliopsida; Brassicales; Brassicaceae.